AUGGAAGCUGUAGAGAAUGACUUUGACAUCAAUGAUGAUGAAUGUAUAGAAUUCGAAAUCAUUGAAAGGUCUAAAGAAGCCUCAAUAACAUUGCCUCAACAAAUUCGUUGUUUGUGCCAUACGUAUAUAUUACACGAACGAAAAGGGCUUGAUUCAACGGGCGUCAUAUUUCAAUACUAUAAUCGGGUUCCUUAUUAUCCUUAUUACGACUGGUCAUUGAAGCGAGUCAAAUCAGCUCCGAAUUAUCAGAUCCCUAUCAGUUCUUGGCUGGGAAUCAAAAAUAAAAUGGCGUCAGACCUUGAGUCAUCUCACGAUACAAAUACGAAUAAUGACAAAAAUUUAAGCUUGGCAUAUAAGAUUAAAUUACGCGGGAGAGACAUAGAUGAAUAUGAUUCCGUUAAUUAUAUCAUGAAUAAACUUGAAGAAAAAACGUCAGCCGAUAAUAAUAUGAAGAUAAUAAAAACGCGUAAACCAUGGAAUGGGUUAUUUCAAAAUGAUAUUGUUUUGACUCAGUUAACAGCCUUUCAUGCGAUUCAGAAUAAUGUGAUAACAAAAACGAUCUCCCGAGUCUAUCCAACGUGGAAAAAUAACUUGCCCAUAAAAUAUCAAAUUUCAGAAUUGGACGAUGAAACGGUAACUGACUCUAUAGAAAAGGCUAUCAAGAUGUGGGAAAAUGAAACGUGUAUUAGGUUUACUAAAGUUGAACAGGGCUCCGAGGAUUAUCUAAAUUUUUAUAGUGGAGCAGGAUGUUGGUCUUACAUUGGAAAAACGGGUGGAGAACAAUUAAUAUCCGUUUCCUCAAAAUGUCCCGAAGCCGGAGAAAUCGCUCAUGAGUUAGGCCACGCUUUGGGAUUGUGGCACGAACAAUCGCGACCGGACAGAGAUUUUUACGUGGAAGUGUUAUACGAAAACGUAGAGCAAGGUUAUUCCAAGGAUUUCGCCAAAUCUCCUAAAAUUAAUACCAAACCUAACCCUGUCCCUUACGAUCUUUCAUCUUUAAUGCACUAUGAUCCAUUGACCUUAUCAAGCAAUGGAUUGCCAACGUUAAAAACUAUCAACCCUCGACAUCAACCAGCUAUGGGAAACAGAGAAUACAUAACAUUUUCUGAUGCCAAAACAAUCAACAACGAGUAUUGUUCGGGUAUACACAGUUUAAAAUACUAUAUUUUACCUAAAAUUCCAAAUCUCUUUAAAAAAAAUCUUUUAUACGUUAAUCUUAUUUUGUGA
This is a messenger RNA of Gordionus sp. m RMFG-2023, 1227 nucleotides long. RefSeq names its product zinc metalloproteinase nas-37-like. The coding region runs from base 1 to 1227 and encodes 408 amino acids. The record is from RefSeq and is a predicted model, not a curated record. Lineage: Eukaryota; Metazoa; Nematomorpha; Gordioida; Chordodea; Parachordodidae. The transcript has 8 exons. Gene Ontology annotation, molecular function: metalloendopeptidase activity; zinc ion binding. Gene Ontology annotation, biological process: proteolysis.